Vitis riparia (riverbank grape) is the source of this 839-nucleotide messenger RNA. RefSeq lists its product as uncharacterized. NCBI's taxonomy places the organism in Eukaryota, Viridiplantae, Streptophyta, Magnoliopsida, Vitales, Vitaceae. The transcript is spliced from 2 exons. Bases 90 to 686 code for a protein of 198 amino acids. The record is from RefSeq and is a predicted model, not a curated record.
CCCCACAUGCAAACCCACAACCCAAACCAGAACUAUUGAUCCUCUUCUUCCUCCUCUCUCUCUCUCUCCUCUGGUUUUAGAGCUCAACAAUGGCUUCUCUUCUUCAACUCAGUACCCUCUCCUUCUUUCUGGUUGCUCUCUCCAUUUUUUUCACAUCUACUCCAGUCCAUUGUGAUGAUGCAGCUGAGGAUGACGACCUUCUUCAAGGCCUCAACAGCUACAGAACGGCCAGAAACCUCUCGACCCUGGUCAAGAACGACAAGGCGGAGUGCCUGGCGGAGGAGCUGGCCGGGGAAUUAGAGCAUCAGCCCUGCACCGCUACCGUCCCCGCCACCCCGCAGCUCCAGCUCGCCAACUACCCCAGCAUCCUUAAGAAGUGCAAAAUCGACAUCAACUACACCAGAGACGGUGUCAUCAUGCAAGUCUGUGUCCCCCACAGGGUCCCAACCCUCGUCCUCACCAACUUCACCCAGUCUCACUACUCCAGGUACCUCAACGACAGCAAGUUCACCGGCGUCGGCGUCGGGUCAGAGGACGACUGGGUGGUGGCCGUCCUCAGCACCAAUGGCAUCGAAGGGAGCUUCAGUGGGGCUUCCAGGGCUGCCAUGGAGCUGGGUUUGAUGAUGCUCAGCCCCUGCUUGGUGGCUUUGCUUUUGGGAUUAUUUGUUGGUAUGGUGAUCAACUGAGACUGAUGGGGUGUUAGGGCUGUGUUUGGUUAUUUAAUCUUUUGUUUUUGUAGCUUUGUUUUUAGGUUGAUGACCAGUUUUCAGUGUAAUGUUAAUGCGUUUUUCCCCCCUUAAUUUCUUAUGCAUAUGAAUGGCAAUAUAUGGAAUUGCGAA